Messenger RNA from Micropterus dolomieu (smallmouth bass), 590 nucleotides. Its product is annotated as intraflagellar transport protein 27 homolog. The transcript is spliced from 3 exons. Gene Ontology annotation, molecular function: GTPase activity; GTP binding. The record is from RefSeq and is a predicted model, not a curated record. The coding region runs from base 237 to 575 and encodes 112 amino acids. Lineage: Eukaryota; Metazoa; Chordata; Actinopteri; Centrarchiformes; Centrarchidae.
AACCCACAGUAGGAGGAACGUUGGUGCUGUAAAAACCUUGGUUGACAGCGACACAUACAACUACAUACUGAUUUAGCUGCAGCUUUUGAAGAACAUUGAAGAAACAAAAGCCUUUACACAUAAGAAAAUGUAGCCAAAAAUACACUACAGUAAGGUGCUUUUCAUAAAAACAUCAAAUGACAGAUGUUUCUAUGCAAUCACAUUGACAGAGAAGUUGUUCAUAACAAAAGCAAAACAUGAGCGGCUGGCUUCAUAAAGGCUGUUUAGGUUUACGUUACAUAAACAGAAUUUUAAUUAACAUCUCGGUUGUGUUUGUUUGGCAGACAACCGGAGCGGAGCUGCUAAUGAAAUGUGUGAACAUCCCAGAGACCAAUGACAGUGUGGAGCUAUACAUCAUAGACUCUGCAGGGAAGCAAACAUUAGUGGAAGCCUGUGAAAAGAUGUGGGGUGAGCUGUCGUUGCUGUGCCUGGUUUUUGACCUGACCAGUGAGCAGUCUUUUGCCAAUUGCAGCCACUGGAUUGAGAGAGUUCAUGCUCACUGCCAGGGUUUCCACAUUCCAGGUACCAGCCUCUAAAAAACAAAGAAUUUG